Molecule: messenger RNA, 780 nt
Organism: Penicillium coprophilum
Lineage: Eukaryota; Fungi; Ascomycota; Eurotiomycetes; Eurotiales; Aspergillaceae
Product: coiled-coil-helix-coiled-coil-helix domain-containing protein
Exons: 4
Coding region: 1-780 (259 amino acids)
Biological process (GO): protein import into mitochondrial intermembrane space
Cellular component (GO): mitochondrial intermembrane space
Molecular function (GO): protein-disulfide reductase activity
Source: RefSeq, a predicted model, not a curated record
AUGUUCCGUCCCGCCGCUCGAGCGCUCGCCCGCGCGCCCGCUGUCGCAGCCCGUACACCAGCGAACAGACGAUUGAUAAGCACCGGUCCGACCAAGUCUAGAAGCUGGAAAAACACCUUCUUGCGAUUGGGCUUGGCUGGUGGUGCUAUCUACUACUACAACACGAGCAGUGUUUUCUCUGAGGAGCCGAAGUUCUCUAUCCUUUCUACUAUCCGGAAACAAUCCGGUGAUGACGCCAAUGCCCCAACCCUCGACUCCAUUACUCCCAAAAUUCGCCAAGAACGAGCUGCUGCGCAGUCCAAGAAGAGCGAGUCUGCUGUUUUGGAAGGUGGGCUGAACCCUGAAGAGCUCCAGGAGGAGGCUGGCCAGGAGGCUGCCUUCAACCCGGAGACCGGCGAAAUCAACUGGGACUGCCCGUGCCUUGGAGGCAUGGCCCACGGACCAUGCGGAGAGGACUUCAAGGCUGCGUUCAGCUGCUUCGUCUACUCCGAGGAAGAGCCCAAGGGCAUCGACUGUGUUGAGAAAUUCAAGGCAAUGCAAGAUUGCUUCCGUCAACACCCCGAAGUCUACGGCGCCGACUCCGGCUACCUCCGAACUUCCCCCAGUGCCGCCGAGCUGGAUGUGUCGUCGCACCCCAUUGAGAAGCAGACCCGCGCCAAGGAAGUCAACACCCACAUGAAGAACGAGACCGUUGCUGCGGGCGAGAAUGUCGAGGGCGACUCUCUCAUCCCCAAGGCUGCGCAUGACACCGAGGAGAAGAACCAGGCCAGCAAGGCUUAG